GGAAGAGACGUGGCAGAGGGCCGGAGGGAGGCGGCGGAGACAGGUGGGCCUCGCCCGUCGCCCGAAGGCCGGACCAGAGGCGGUUGGGCUGCUUCGGCGACGCUCGGACGCUCCUUACCGGCUCCUGGGCCUCCCCGGGACGGUUUCCUCGCCAAGGGAGGCAGCUCUUCUCAGCCUAAGCCACCCCUGCGCCGACUACGAUGGGGCUCUGCAAAUGUCCGAAGAGGAAGGUCACGAACCUGUUCUGCUUUGAGCAUCGGGUGAACGUGUGCGAGAACUGCAUUGUCGCUAACCAUGCCAAGUGCAUCGUCCAGUCGUACCUGCAGUGGCUUCAAGACAGCGAUUACAAUCCCAACUGCCGGUUGUGUAACGCGCUUCUUUCCAACAAAGAGACAGUUCGGCUUGUGUGUUACGAUCUCUUUCACUGGUCCUGCCUCAAUGAGAUGGCCCACCAGCUGCCACAGAACACGGCCCCCGCCGGCUACCAGUGUCCCUCUUGCCAGGGUCCGGUCUUCCCUCCCACCAAUUUGGUCAGUCCGGUGGCGUCCGCCCUCCGAGAGAAGCUCUCCACCGUCAACUGGGCUCGGGCCGGACUCCGGCUUCCCCUGAUUGAUGAAACAGAAGUGACUCAGGAGGUGGAUACUCACAACGCCUCGGACUGCAGCGACUGGUCCAGUUUCACAGUCUUAAAUUCAGAAGAAGCUGCCCCACAGAAUUCAGCCUCCCCCUUCGCCUACAAUGCAAGUUGCAACUUUGAGUCCCCGCAGCAACAGCAGCAACAGCAGCAGAACCUGAAGAACGGCGGAGUGGCAGACCAACACACAAUCGUCAGCAUAAGUGAUGGAGCCUCCUCAUCGCGGAAAAUUUACGACACCCGGGAAGCCGGCGUCGGCCAGGACUCGAGCACCACCAUCGACUUCGACGAGGACAAAUACCGCCGGAGGCCAACGCUCAGCUGGCUCGCCCAGCUGCUCAAGAACCGCUUCGGCACCCGAAAGCAGCCACGGUCUUUAAUGCAGCGGUUCGUCAUCUUCCUUCUGAUCGGCGGGAUCGGCUUCCUGACGCUCGUCAUCGUCAUGAUGAAACUCGGCCGGGCCUCGGCCGACAACGACCCCAGCCUGGACCCCAAGUUCAACCCUCACAUCCGAGUGGGACAGUAGUUGAGUUAGGGGGCGCGGCCUCUCCUUUGUCGCGUGGGCCCCGUAUACCCCCACUCUCGGCUCUUCCUCUUGGCAGAAUUGCACCCUGGAGGAAGGGAAGGGAGGGAAGGAGGGCGGCCUUGGGGUUGCAACUACCGGGUGUUGUCUCCGUGAACUUCCCAGCCUGGACAGACAAGGUUGUUGGGACACCUUUGAAGCCUGGAUGAAGGUAUGCGAGUUAAAAGACGGCCCAUCUCUUUCUCCUCCUCCUCCACCUCCUCUUCCUUCUCCUCCUCCUCCUCCUCCUCCCCGCAGUCCGAUGGGAAUUGCAAACGGCCAAUUUUCGUCGCCAGCUUUAUGCAGAAAGUGCUGGUGGGCCGUUGAGGGACAGGAUUGAACUGGCAAUUUUUAAAGAGAGCAACGCCUCCCCUUCCGGUUUUCUUCUCUCGCUGCGACUCUUUGUCGGUGGGUGGGCCAAAGGGGUCCCUGUGUCCCCCUUCUCACAACCCGGGUUCCGCUCGAGCUCGGCAGACGCGAUGAGGCCCUGUGGGGGGUGAUGGGGGGGCUUUCCUCAAGGUCAAAGGGUUUCCCUGAAGUUCCUUUGAGACGGGAGGGAUCGGCUGGGGAUUGGGAAUGGCCUGUUGCCUUCCCCACCUUUAGCAGUUUUUAUAAAAGAAUAUGGUCAAGUUUGGGGAUUUCUCCCCCAAGUCCUAUCCUAAAUCUAUUUCGAUGCUUCCACACAAGCUACCCUUGGUUGCAGGAACACCGCAGCUCCAUCCGCCCCCAAAUGAGCUCUUGUCUUAAGGUGAAGCAACAUCUGUUUGCAUCCUGCUUCCCUUAACACGGCUAGUUUCCAGCCCCUCGCCGCCACUUUCCUUCAAGUUACCUGCUAGAUAUGGGAUGCCGGCUGUCUCGGGGAACCCCAUGAUGUGUGUCUUCGAGGCCCUCGGGCUUGGGGGCCCAUUCCGUUAGGACCAAAAGCUGCCUCCACAGCCUUUCUAUGCAAUCCAGAGUCCAGGAUUUGAUAUGCAGUCGGUUGAAGUGCUGCGGAGAUGAGAAGGCGGCGGCUCCUCGGUGCUUACGAAUCGCAUUCUCUAAUAGCCCAGGCGCUACGCAUCCCCCAAAAAGAAGAAGGCCAUUAUUAACUUAUGCCCCACUCUUCCUUGUCCUCUCGGGUUCCAGACAACCUUCUGCCUUCCGGGUUCCACCUCUGAAAAAAAAAUCUCCACUCCAUCUAGACAUUCCUUUCUCCAGAAGGGUGCCGUCAACUUUGUCUUCUCCAGAACCACUUUUCCCCUUUCUCACGGCGUUGGCAGAUUUGGUGGGCCCCGAAAGCGCCAGUCCCGAUCCAUUUUGUGGGGGAGGGGGGCACCCAGUGGAGGAAAGGUUUCUCACUCAUCCCCAGAUGUCCGAUCAAGAAGGGUGAGGCAGGAGCCCCACCUCCCGGCCCACCAUCCUUCGCAGGAGAAGCUUUUGGGCUGGUGGAACGACGGUAAAUGACCUGCAAACGUUUAUUUCUUGCCUCCGUGUUCUUCGGCUGUAGGGCGGUGAGAGUGCAAAACUCUGGCACAUUGAAGCAAUAGAGACAUUUGUUAAUAUUCUAUUAAACUCUCGUGGCUAAUCCUAAA
Molecule: messenger RNA, 2767 nt
Organism: Ahaetulla prasina
Lineage: Eukaryota; Metazoa; Chordata; Lepidosauria; Squamata; Colubridae
Gene: ZFPL1
Product: zinc finger protein like 1
Exons: 8
Coding region: 201-1160 (319 amino acids)
Cellular component (GO): Golgi apparatus
Source: RefSeq, a predicted model, not a curated record